Kockovaella imperatae is the source of this 579-nucleotide messenger RNA. RefSeq lists its product as hypothetical. The coding region runs from base 1 to 579 and encodes 192 amino acids. Lineage: Eukaryota; Fungi; Basidiomycota; Tremellomycetes; Tremellales; Cuniculitremaceae. The transcript is spliced from 2 exons. The record is from RefSeq and is a predicted model, not a curated record.
AUGGCUCCUCUUACCACUCGUCUGGUGGUAUUGUGCCUCCUCGUCUUCCCAUUCAUCGCUGCUGCUGCUCCUUAUCCCGUGCCCGCCACACCAGUCACUCCAGCUGCCCCUGCUCAACUCCAACCGCGUCAAGCACCAGCAGCUUCCAAACGGAUGGGUAAACGGAAAGUGAAAAAGUCUGCACCCAUGGCCAAGAAGGAUUAUUCAUCUUUCCUCUGUCCAGGUGGAUCCGUUGCUUGCCCAGUUCACGUCGGCGACAUUACACCUGCCACAGUCACCUCGCUACAAUCGAGUUUAGAUACGUUGGCAGACUGGUUCAAAGUUGGAUUCGAGUGUAUGGAGCUGGAUACAGAGCUGAAUUCGUGUGGAGGAUGUUUAGCAUUGGGUCAGGGGCAAGACUGCUCCCUGAUAGAAAAUGCCAAAGCCACUGGAUGCGAGGAUGGACACUGUCAAGUGUACUCUUGCUUCGACGGAUAUGUGGUAGCUUCCGACCGCCAGAGUUGUGUCAAAAGGGGUACAGCAACACCAGCGACACCAGUGACGGCCAUCGGGAUGGAUGAACAGCUCGUGCUCAGGUGA